Trichosurus vulpecula (common brushtail) is the source of this 4831-nucleotide messenger RNA. It is a transcript of the gene DLGAP2, whose product is annotated as DLG associated protein 2. Gene Ontology annotation, molecular function: molecular adaptor activity. NCBI's taxonomy places the organism in Eukaryota, Metazoa, Chordata, Mammalia, Diprotodontia, Phalangeridae. The transcript is spliced from 10 exons. Bases 69 to 2966 code for a protein of 965 amino acids. Gene Ontology annotation, biological process: signaling. Gene Ontology annotation, cellular component: glutamatergic synapse; postsynaptic specialization. The record is from RefSeq and is a predicted model, not a curated record.
AUCAACAGUACUCAUGGUCACCAACCCAGCACUUCAAUGAAGAGAGAUACUCUCCUGCUCCAAGGAAUAUGAAAGGAUUAUCCAGUAGUCGAAAUCAACCACAGUUAUGUUCCGGUCAUACCUGUGGCUUAACACCCCCUGAAGAUUGUGAACACACCCAUGACCACCUUCACCAUGGGCAGGAGCCAAGGCAAUCGUACCUGCUUAGCCCUACAGAGAGCUGUCCCAUGGAUCACCAUCGCUGCUCACCACGGAGUUCCAUCCAUUCCGAAUGUAUGAUGAUGCCCAUGAUGAUGGGCGAUCACAUGUCCAGUAGCACUUUUCCCAGAAUGCACUACAGCUCACAUUACGAUACAAGGGACGACUGUGCCAUGUCUCACCCUAGCGCUAAAAUCAAUCGGAUCCCCGCCAAUCUUUUGGACCAGUUUGAGAAACAGCUUCCUCUACACAGGGAUGGAUUCCACACUUUACAGUAUCAGAGGACUUCAACUGCUGCAGAACAACGGAGUGAAAGCCCAGGAAGAAUACGACACCUUGUCCAUUCGGUUCAGAAGCUUUUUACCAAGUCUCAUUCUUUAGAAGGCUCUUCCAAAAGCAACAUCAAUGGGACUAAGAGUGACAGUAGAGGGGAGGAUCAUCAUCAUGGUCAUCCUUCUAAACAUAGCAAAAGGAGCAAAAGCAAGGAGCGAAAGCCUGAAACUAAGCAUAAAUCUGGGAUGAGCAGUUGGUGGAGCUCUGAUGACAAUUUGGACAGUGAUAGCACUUAUCGAACACCCAGUGUGGUGAAUCGACACCAUGUGGAUCAUAUCUCCCACUGCUACCCUGAAGCUCUCCAGAGCCACUUUGGGGAUCUCUCCCUAAAGACUUCAAAAAGUAAUAAUGACAUGAAAUGCUCUGCAUGUGAAGGCUUGGCUAUGACUCCUGAUGGGAAAUACAUGAAAAGGAGUUCCUGGUCAACUCUCACAGUAAGCCAGGCAAAAGAAGCUUACCGAAAGAGUUCAUUGAACUUAGAUAAGCCUCUGGUCCAUCAGGAAAUUAAGCCUGCCUUGAGGCCAUGUCAUUACCUUCAGGUGCCUCAAGAUGAAUGGGGAGGGUACCCCACUGGCGGUAAAGAUGAGGAGAUCCCCUGCAGGAGGAUGAGGAGUGGGAGUUAUAUUAAAGCCAUGGGAGAUGAGGAGAGUGGAGAAUCUGACUCUAGCCCCAAAACAUCACCAAAAGUAGCAGUCCGAACAGAGGCGUUGUUAAAAUCCAUUGGACAAAGACCGCUUGGAGAUCACCAAACCCAGAGCUACCUACAAGCUGCAAGUGAGGUGCCUGGUGGUCACAACCUGGAUCCCUCUGCUAACUACAACUCUCCAAAAUUCCGCUCCAGGAAUCAGAGCUACAUGCGGGCAGUCAGCACUCUGAGUCAGGCCAGCUGCGUUAGUCAGAUGAGUGAAGCUGAGAUCAACGGGCAGUUUGAAUCGGUGUGUGAAUCAGUCUUUAGUGAAGUUGAAUCUCAGGCCAUGGAUGCCCUAGACCUUCCUGGUUGCUUCCGAACGAGAAGUCACAGUUAUCUGAGAGCCAUUCAGGCUGGUUACUCCCAAGAUGAUGAAUGUAUUCCUGCAAUGACAUCUUCUAACAUCACCUCAACUAUCAGGUCAACAACAGCUGUAUCAUACACAAGUUAUAAAAAAACACCACCACCGGUUCCCCCUCGGACAACCUCCAAGCCUCUGAUUUCUGUCACCGCCCAGAGCAGCACGGAAUCUACCCAGGAUGCCUACCAUGACAGCCGGACUCAGAGGAUCCCUCCAUGGCCACAAGAUGGCCGAGGCCUGUACAAUUCCACAGAUAGCCUGGACAGUAACAAGGCCAUGAAUCUUGCCCUGGAAACAGCAGCUGCCCAGCGCCACGCCUCUGAGAGCCAGAGCAGUUCAGUUCGAACUAGCGACAAAGCUGUCUUAGUGACAAAAGCUGAGGAGUUCCUCAAGAGCCGUCGUUCCUCAAUAGGAAUUCAGGUGGAAACAGCAACUGAUUCUGAUACAGAGAGCAGAAGCCUACGGGAAUAUCACUCUGUUGGAGUGCAAGUAGAAGAUGAAAAACGGCAUGGUCGGUUUAAACGUUCGAAUAGUGUAACAGCUGCAGUUCAGGCUGACCUAGAACUGGAGGGCUUUCCUGGACACAUUACUAUGGAGGACAAAGGUCUUCAGUUUGGUUCAUCAUUUCAGCGACAUUCAGAACCUAGCACUCCUACCCAAUAUGGCGCAGUAAGAACUGUACGGACACAAGGACUUUUCAGUUACCGAGAAGAUUAUAGGACCCCAGUUGACACUUCAAACCUUCCCCCACCUGACCCUUGGCUGGAGCCAUCUAUUGAGACAGUAGAAACUGGCAGGAUGUCACCUUGUCGACGGGAUGGAACAUGGUUUAUGAAGCUACUGCACACAGAGACAAAGAGGAUGGAAGGAUGGUGUAAAGAGAUGGAAAGAGAAGCAGAAGAAAAUGACCUGUCUGAAGAAAUUCUAGGUAAAAUCAGGAGUGCAGUUGGAAGUGCUCAGCUCCUCAUGUCUCAGAAGUUCCAGCAAUUUUAUUGGCUUUGUCAGCAAAAUUUGGAUCCCAGUGCUAUGCCAAGGCCUACUUCCCAAGACCUGGCAGGAUUUUGGGACUUAUUGCAGCUCUCGAUUGAAGAUGUCAGCAUGAAGUUUGAUGAACUUCACCAACUGAAGCUCAAUGAAUGGAAGCUAAUAGAAUCCCCUGAAAGAAAGGAAGAAAGAAAGGUUCCCCCUCCAGUACCAAAGAAGCCUCCAAAAGGGAAAUUUCCUAUCACAAGAGAAAAGUCUCUAGACCUGCCUGACAGACAACGCCAAGAAGCCAGAAGACGGCUCAUGGCCGCCAAGAGAGCAGCCUCCUUUAGGCAGAAUUCGGCCACUGAACGAGCAGACAGCAUUGAGAUCUACAUCCCUGAGGCCCAAACCAGGCUUUAAAGACAGAAUGCUGCAACAUUUCCUUUUUUUUAAACAAACAAAAAAAGCUUGUACAGUUUGUCACUUAACCUGGUAAUUUCUGUCUCAUUUUUUCCACUGAAUAUGCCCUUGCUGUUGUGUUCUUUGUGCCAUAAGCACAGUGGAAUGUUUUGAUUUUUUCAAAGUUUGCCGAGCUCAUUGCAAGAAUGACUUCUUUUUGUAUUUAUUGUCUGACUUACAAUCAGCUACAAUGGAUAGGGCUUGGUGAGACCUGACUUAUCCAAUAUGUUCUCAGAGGACAACAAGAAACACCUCUUGAGAUGGAACCCAGCUUACCUUUUUUUGUUAUUUAUAUUUUUAUAAAUUGUGUGACAAUUAGGGAUAAGAAUAACAAAUUAUAAAAUGGGUGCAUCUCACCAUUCACUAGAGGCAUUAGCUAACCAAGUAGAAGGUGCUACAAUGGCAAGUGCAUGACAGAAAGACCCCAUGUCUCUCACCUCCAGUUUUCUUUUCUUCGAAUCCAACUAAACGAUUUGCCCAUGUGCGCUGCCAUUCUCUUCAUCUCUGUUACUACGGGAAAACAUUAUUAAGCCUUUCAUGUCAUGUUAAGUUUUUGGCAAUGAAAAGGGAUCUAUCUAGUCAUUACUCCUUACACAUAGACAGGUAGCUUUCCAAAAGCCCAGGAGCCUACUCUUCUGAAUCCAUUAAAAAUAUCUGGUAAGAUUUUUUUUCCAGGAACCAAACCACCAUUUUCCCAAAGCUAAGCUUAAUUAAAAUGCAAGAAGACUGACAAACAAUGGGUGAAAAGAAAGUGGUAGCCUUAAAGCAUCUCUUCCAUAGCAAAGUAUAAGAGCAAAGUUAUACUUAUUCCUAGGAAAUAGUUAUUGUCAUUUCAGUUCUUUCCAUGGAUUUGUUUUUAUUCAUAUUUUACCUUUAAUUUCACCAAUUAUAUUACAUGCGAUAGGUCAUAUUCUCAAACUGCUGUAUCAGUUAAAUUUCCAGGGUAUCCUUGAAAAAAAAGGUUUGCUUGUUUAAAAUGCCAGUUGUGAUGUUGUAACCAGUUUAAGAAGUUUGAAUGUGAGUGGUAAGUAUAUCUCAGUUUAAAUGGUAAAGGUGAAAUGUAGCUUAUAUUUUAUUUUUUUUUCAGAACUCUUUUUCCUAUGCAGUAUCAGCUAAGGCAAGUACCUUGCUUAUAAAGAUAUAGAGAAAUUGAUUCAAGAAUUAAGGGAUUUCCAGCUCUGGAAUUUAAGAAGCAUUAGCGUGUUUUCAUGACACUGACUAACAUGAGCAAAAACAGGAGACAGUUUAGUCGAGUAGCUUUCAAUCCUGAAUUAAGUUUAGAUACAGUAUUCCUUAGUCAAGCUUCCCAAUGGAAAUGAGGAUUCUUACUUAUAGACUUCUCUCUCCAAAGGAAGACCCAAUAAAAUAUAUCUAAUGGAGCCCAAUCUCCGCAUGAAUUAAGUUGAAAUACAGGAGUAUUUAUUCUAGCUUCCCACUGAAAAGAGAGUAUCCUAAUUCAUAAACCCUCUCCAAAGGAAGGCCCAAUAAGGUGGAUCUAAUAGAUCUCAGUUUUCUCUGACUUUGGAUGACUACUCCAUGUUAAAGCAGGAUGGCAACAUACAAAAGUUAUUUUGGACAACCAUGUUUCUGUUUACCUGCUUUAAUAAAUACCAUGUACUUAGCCAUACGCAGAACAGCUUCUCAAUUAUACUCUAGCACUUUGUUAUUGUGGGUUUUUUUUCCACCUUGAUUAGCACUUUAAAUAAGUACUCAGCUCACUCUGCAGCCUGCCACAUUAUUACAAGCAUUAAGUAGCAAAGGUUGCAUAGCUUACAAAAAUUUGGACAUUGGUUAACAAUGAAGUUUUCCUUUGUUCUUUCAGGCUU